UAAAAAUCGGCAUGUACGGAAUUCAAAUAAUUAAAACAAACGCCGCCGAGAUUUCAAUGCAAAUCUCCAAGGCUCCUGGCAACAAAAACAAUAACACCGCGACAAUUAAAAUAUAAGUAUUUAAUUAGUCUAUUAACGCCGCUAACUAGUUCACAUUUUACCACACGUAAAACAUGAUCGGUUUAAUUUUUUGCCUACAGAUAUUACUGUCGUUUUCAAAAUCGUAUGAUCCAGACGUCUGCAGUCACAAAGGCGAGAUGAUUUACCAUUUGCUCGGAUGUACACCAGUCAAAGAAAAACCGUCCGAUCCUUGCGCUUCAAGAUUUGUUUGUCCCACUGGAAAUAUGACAGAUCCGAGUGGCUGUUUGGCAUCCACGAUGGGGGUGGAACAAACAUCAAGUCGAGGUAACAACUCGUGCAACGGGGUUUGCCGCUGCAUGGAGGAAACACUUGUGACGUGCCCAAUUUUGAAGUGUCCCGAGUUCAACCGAGAAUACUGUCCCAGUGGCUGUUAUAACGGUUACGACAUUGACGGGUGCUGCUCAACUGGACAUAUUUGCCUAAGUCCAAGGAAAGAUACCCAUGUCUGCAGAGUUGAUGGAUACGCCUACAAAGAGGGGCAGAAGUUUUUCCCCUCGGACUCGUGCAAGGUGUGCGUUUGCCACAAGGACUUUAAAGGCAAAUACGUUGAACCAUUUUGUAAAUUUCUUUCUUGUGAAAUUCGUGAUCAAUUUUCGUAUCAACUAAGUAGGAAUUGCGCCCCGGUUUAUAAAAACGAGAGAGCUCUCUGUUGCCCGUACACUUGGCUGUGCCCAAACACGGUACCCACACUGCGUAUGAAAGACGAAGAUUAUGAAAUGUGUUUUUGGGAGUCAAGAAGCAAGCGGAGUCGUGUUCUGUUCAACUGUCGUACGAAAGAACGAACGUUUGCGCAUAAAAUGUGUCUGCCAAUUGCCACCUCUGUACACUUGCCGGGUAACGCACUCUGAGAGUAUUUACCAACGUUUAUGAAAGCACUGCAGGAUUAAUGACUAUGCACUUAUGUAUUGGUAUAUUCGGUUAAUUAAAGAGGUUUCU
Photinus pyralis (common eastern firefly) is the source of this 1077-nucleotide messenger RNA. RefSeq lists its product as uncharacterized. Gene Ontology annotation, molecular function: protein binding. The record is from RefSeq and is a predicted model, not a curated record. The transcript has 6 exons. Lineage: Eukaryota; Metazoa; Arthropoda; Insecta; Coleoptera; Lampyridae. The coding region runs from base 174 to 989 and encodes 271 amino acids.